GUACUAAAACUUUCAUUUGAUGCAGAGUUUGAAAGCCCCAUAAUACACCCACUCUUGGAAUGUGAUUGGGAUCACUACCUAUCAGAAAAGAAAAAGGUAACAUUUUGCCCACUUGACUUUUAUAAUAUCGAUCACAUUAAAAAGACAUGGGACAUUUUUUUUUUCUAUUGAAAACUAAAUUUGUUCUACUCAAAUCAAAUUGCUUCCAAAUGUAUUGAUUAAAGUUAUCCUGCUAUUUCUCAUGUUAUCAGAGUCAAAAAUGCUAUUUUUGUCACAUACUGUAAUUGUUACAAAAUGGCACAAUAAUGUAAAAAUCAAGGCCUUGAUUUAAUAUUUUUGGAUAAGCUUUUCAAAUUACGUAAUAUUUCUGGAUAAACUUUUAAAAUGUAAUAUUUUGAUAUAUAUAUUAUUUUUCAAAAUAUGAUAUAUAUUAAUAUUAUAUUAGAUUUUUAAUAAAUAAUUUGAAAAACCUAUCCAAAAAUAUGAAAUCAAUUAAAAGGCUUCUCUAAAAACAUUAAAUUGAGGCCAAUUUCUGUAUGUGGGCAUAAUGUGCAUAUAAAAUACAUUUCCCAAACAGCCCAUGUUUACACAGAAUAGAUGACUGCUAGAACAUUGCAUAUAAACCAUAGACUUUUAUAUAUAACUGAAAUAUAAAACAGGAAAAAAGGAACUGAGGGGUUAUGUACUAAAGUGAAAAUUGUCAGGAUUGUGUAACGUGUGUAUUUGAAAGUUAGAAGCAAAACUGACUUUGUUACGUUUUCCAGUUCAGCCAGUUUUGGCCUUAAAGGGUGACUAUAGUCCCCAGAACAACUACAGUGUAUUGUAUUUGUUCUGGAGAGGAGAAUCAUUACCUUUGGCCUUUUUGCAGUGUCUUUUAAGAGAAAAUGCAGUGUUUACAUUACAGCCUAGGGAUACCAUCACUGGCCACUCCUCAUAUGGCCGCUAAAGGUGCUUCCUGGGUCAGUGUGACUGCCAUUCUGUGUCUCCACCCUCUGCAUGGAGACACUAAGCUUUCUUCAUGAAGAUGCAUUGAUUCAAUGCAUCUCUAUGAGUAGAUGCUGAUUGGCCAGGGCUGUGUUUGGCUUGUGCUGGCUCUGCCCCUGAUCUGCCUCCUUGACAAGCUCAGUCAAUCCAAUGCUGAUCUAUGGGAAAGCAUUGGGAUUGGCUCAGAUCAUAUCUUCUGAUGAUGUCAGCUAAGCAGGCAGAUCACGGGCAGAGCUAGCAGCAGCAACAGACUGAAGUAAAGGUAAUAUUUUAAUAUAUUUGGGUGAUGGAGGGGGAGGGCAGAAGGGCUAGAUGGUGUUUUAACACAAAGGGUCAGGGAUACAGGUUUGUGUGUGUGUGCCUCUCAGCCUCAUCAACGUUUAGUGUAGUAAAUUAGACUUCAUGGACUUGACAAAUACACAAUGUCACAUUGCUAAAUUUUGACAGCUAGUUGAAAAGGAAAUCUUAUAUUGUAAUCCAUUAAAGUAUGAAUCAUGGGAGAAAUUCAAAUUAGUUUUUGAACAUUUACUGAAAUGUGAGACCCUGAGAUCUCUCAUUAUUCAGAUACACCAUUCAAUUGAACCUGGUGACUCUAUCAAUUUUCCUUUGUUAUUGUUUUUUUUUUAACUGGGAAACCUAUUUAAUAUCAAUCCCUCUCUUUUCUCUUAUUUGUUUCCUUUCCUCCUAUUUUUCCUUGGGGGUAGGGUAUUAUUUAAUCUUCAUUAUAUUAACUCACUGUUAUGGAGAAAUUGCAUAACUCUUGUUGCAUAACUCUUGAAAUUGCAUAACUCAUUGUUAUUAUGUUAUACAAUUUUCGCUGUUGUUGCUUGCCUUUCCUGUGCAGCUUAUACGAAACUUCAAUAAAACGUAUUUUAAAAAGAAUUUAAAUUCCAUUUCAAUUGACUUCAAAUUCUUGACAAUUUAUAGUUUAGUGAUUAAUUAUAUUCAUAUGAAACCGAGCACCUACAAUGCAAAGACCUAUUCAUCACCAUCCAAGUAUUUGGAUUUAUCUCAUUGUGCUAAUAUUUACUGGCUGCACUGUAUGCCAGCAUAAUAUUUAUUGACUAAUAUAAUGAUGGUAUAAAUACCAAUUUUUUAUGUUUUAUUAUUUCAGGAACUUAAAGGAGAUACAUGGGAAUUCCCUUCAAGCGUCAUGUGCUUUAUUGAUGGUCAGUUUGUUGGAGAUGAAAAAUCACUGGUGUUGUGGGCUAACACUUCAUGGGGUUACAGAGAUUACCGGCCUUUAGCGUUAUACAAGGCCUUGGCUGACGAUGACUACACCAAGUACAUGAAAGCCAGAAAG
Pelobates cultripes (western spadefoot toad) is the source of this 2287-nucleotide messenger RNA. The record is from the annotation of a GenBank genome assembly. NCBI's taxonomy places the organism in Eukaryota, Metazoa, Chordata, Amphibia, Anura, Pelobatidae.